Messenger RNA from Cloeon dipterum, 1091 nucleotides. Its product is annotated as zinc metalloproteinase nas-13-like. Lineage: Eukaryota; Metazoa; Arthropoda; Insecta; Ephemeroptera; Baetidae. The record is from RefSeq and is a predicted model, not a curated record. The coding region runs from base 48 to 893 and encodes 281 amino acids. The transcript is spliced from 6 exons. Gene Ontology annotation, molecular function: metalloendopeptidase activity; zinc ion binding. Gene Ontology annotation, biological process: proteolysis.
UUUGCUCCUUUGUUUGAUGCUUUAUUUGCGACUGGUAGGUAGCCACAAUGAUCCUUAAACUAUUCGUCCUUCUUUGGCUGUCACUCUGUGGUAUCCAAUCCGUUCCUGUGCUUAGCAGGAAUGAAGCUACGUACGAGGAAACGGUAUCAAAAAUCAGAGAGCUGAGCUUAGGUUUGCCUGACGAGCGUGUUGGGGAAGCUGUAAGUAAAUGGUCUGCGGAGUCAACAACUAACCCUGAGGAGCUAGGCUCUUACUUUGAAGGGGACAUUCUAACUGUUCCCGAAGAACCUGGUAGAAAUGGCAUAAACGGAUCUUAUUUCAGAUGGCAUGAUGGCGUAAUCCCUUUCGUGAUUGAAGAAACAGAUUUUAACGAAACGGAAGUCCAGUCUAUUUUGGCAGCCAUAGCUGAUUACCAUUCUAAAACGUGUUUGAGGUUUGUGGAAUAUGAUGGAAACCAGACAGACUACAUCUCCAUUCAAGGCGGAAACACAGGAUGCUGGUCAGGGGUUGGAAGACUUGGUGGCAAGCAAACAGUCAAUUUGCAGCCGCCUAAUUGUAUCCGGAGGUUUGGAGUCAUAAUUCACGAGCUCAUGCACACCGUUGGCUUUUACCAUGAACAGUCGAGGAUCGAUAGGAACGAUUAUGUUACAAUCAACUGGGAAAACGUUGAUAUAACAAAAUUUCAUAACUUUUUGACAAUGCCAAACUCCUAUGCUUAUGGAGUGGAUUACGACUAUGGCAGCGUGAUGCACUACACUGAAAACUCAUUUUCUAGCAAUGGAAAUAACACCAUUGACACUAAGCCUCCUGGAAUACCAAUAGGGCAGAGAGAGGGCUUCGGUAUAAUCGAUCUUGAAAAAAUCAACCUAAUGUACAACUGCACCGUUCAAUAAUUUCAAUGCUAGCCCAAAAUAACCAUAGAUAUUUCAAUGCCUUCAAUGAAUCGGUUUUGAAUGAAUUUAACAAUGAUUUAGAUUACUUGGUUAUAAAUUUUAGCUAGUGAAGUGAUUUUGUACUUUUACGUUGAUACCUUUGAAGAUGAUCAAAGCCAUGAUGUUUGAUUUGUUUGCAAUAAAGUUCAUUUUGAGUUA